Bursaphelenchus xylophilus (pine wood nematode) is the source of this 1340-nucleotide messenger RNA. Lineage: Eukaryota; Metazoa; Nematoda; Chromadorea; Rhabditida; Aphelenchoididae. The record is from the annotation of a GenBank genome assembly.
AUGGAUAAUGGAACCUCGAUCGUCGCUGGUCAGAUUCUAGAAGGGAGCAUUUUUGUGUUUACAGUGCUGGGGUGCUUUGGGAAUUCAAAUAUUGUUAUUGCUACCAUUAAAUUUAAAGAGCUCCAGACAAAAUGCGGUGAGUAUUAUAGUGUAUUAGUUCGUCGGGAAGAUAAUGUGGACUCGCACAUCGUCGCUUUGCGACGCUUUGUGAUUUGUGGCGUCACUUCGGCGAGGCGAGAAAUUUCGAAUUUCGCGACGAGUCCGCGUUAUUUUUCCGACCAACUGUUAGAAAAAUCGAAAUGUGCAUUGAGCUUUGAAAGUUUACUAGUAAUUCCAGGAUUUCUCUUGGCAAUUCUGGCCUGCUGCGAUGGGUCAAGUCUUCUCUUCGAAUGUUGGUCUGGAAUUCGACUCGUCACAGACACGGCAGCGAUGACUCAGAAGAAAUGUUUUGCCCUCCAAGUCGGAUAUAUUAUAGUCGAAAACACUGGAGUCUUUAUGAUUCUGGCAGUGUCCGUUGACCGACAAUUGGCGAUACAAACGCCGAUGAAGUAAGUUUUGAAUAAGGCUAUUUCCUAAAUUACUGAAGCUGUUAAAUAAGACAUUUAUUUGGCAGAUACCGACAUUGGGACACCAAGACCUAUGUGCUGAGAAUGAUAGUGAUCCCCGUUCUCUACGGCUUUGUUUAUCCCAUAUCCACCCUGGUUGUAGGGAUUGAUCCCAAUGAAGUCGUGGGAAUGUGCAAUCUCCCCACCUCUAUGCCUUACAUAGUAAGCGUUUAUUGGAAUUACCUUUCGACCGCUGCGUGUGCAGCAACUGUGCUUUGUUAUGCCAUCACUUACUUCAUGUUGUACAAAGUCUGUAAGAAAAUUAUUUUUGGGUUACUUUUCUUUUAGCUCCAGAGAAAUUAAAUGCAAAAUCAUCGCAGAUUAUGCAACAACGGAAGAUUGUGAACACGUUGAGUAUUAAUGUGAUUGGGUUUUUUAUUUCCUCGGUGGCUACUGCUUUGACAAUCUUGUACUUUCGGAAUUCCGGAGCUUCUCAAGACGUGAUAGAUGCCGCCGAGACUUAUGCAGCCAUUCCAGGUGGGCAUUUGUAAAAAGCAAUCUAUCAUUGCUGUCAACUCUCUAAACUACAGGCCUAAUAAGCUUCACAAUUAAUUAUUAUAUCUACUUCUGGAGAUCCAGCGACUACAGAAAAGCCUUUUCCCGGCUACUUCACUUAGAAAAGUACUUUGUAAAAGAAGUAAACAUUACAGUUGUUCCUCAAGUAAGUAGUCCAUGUUGAUAACUAAUUCUCAGAGCACUGCCAUAUCACUUCAAAGAACGCUUACAGUGGCAUAA